UGCGACAUACGCCUAGAGUCCAGCCGUUUAUCUAUUUUCUGAGAGACGAAUCGAGGGAUAAACGUAGUUAGCUACUAGCAAAUAUGAAACCUGCCUUAGUUCUUUUAGCCACUGCCUUCUCAAUCCUUGUACUAUGUGCAUCAUUAGGAACUGUUCUCUCAGGGCAAAUCGGUAUUGCCCAAUCUGUCUCAAGACAUACCACCAGACCCUAAACUGCUAGCUCUAUUGAUGACCACAGACCCUUGCACGGUCAACUAUUCAUGCCUCAACUGUACGACAGUUCGCAUCUGUGCUCUCACGGAAAACGGUCGAAGUCUGCAGGAGACACACCGCUUCACAUGUCCGGUAGGGAAUUGGUGCGAUCCCCUCUCCGGGACUUGCAUCGCAGAGCAACCCAAGAGUUGCAUGAUCCCUGCAGACUUCACUUGUAUGCGAGAUGGUUACUAUCCGGAUCUGAACGACUGUUCCCGCUACUUCUACUGCCACCAGGGGAACUCCUUCGUCUUUAAGUGUGCCGGCUCGAACCGUUAUUACAGUCCUUUGACAGAAACUUGCACAACUCUCAACCACUGCAUCAAUAAGGCAAUUUGUAGCAAUAAGAAUGGCGUGAAGGUGAAGGUCAAUAACAAGCAAAUGUUCGUCUACUGUUCCAAUGGUGUCGUUUCUGCCGUCGAUAGGUGUAUCGGAGCGUACGUAUUUAAUGAGCAGAAGCAAGUCUGCGAGCAAGCCUGUCCCCAUUCAGGAUUGUUUCCUAAGGCCGGAAAUUGUACUUCAUACUACAAGUGCGAUCCCACCUUCAAGACCUCCACCUCGUACAAUAUGACGGAACUGAUGUGUCCUGAAGGAGAAGCGUUUUUGGAGUCCGCCUAUCAAUGUGUGAACCGCACUUUAGUUCCUAACUGCAAAAUGCAGUUCCCUGAUAUGUUUAAUUAGUUAUUAAUCACUAUCUUAUUUAAAACUUUAUGGCAUGUUAGUUCUGCUUCUUCCCGAUGAAUAAUUGUAAACAAAAAUGUUCCAUUCUAAGUUCUAAGCUAAACGUUUCUACUGUAUAUACUUCAAAACACUGUGUUGUAAACUGAGUAUUUCUACAAUAUAUUUUCCUAAUUUUGACCAAAUUAGGUACUCAAACCACUGGCCAUUAUUUUGUUCCAUUAUUGAUUGCAGGAAUGAAAAUCUCCGAACCUUUUCCACCCAAGCAUUAAUUAAAGAAUUCGGUUAAACUAUAAUUGUUGGAAUUGGAAAACACAACUUAGUUACAGGAUUGUAAAUUCUACAAUCAUUACACACAUUGUCUUUGAAAAAUCCUAAUCAGUUGUUCCGCUUGUAUGUAGACUUUUAUUUUGCUUAAUACAAACAUAUAUAGUAGCUUAUACAAUACGUUUUUUCUAGAUAAAAAGUUAGUGUCAGACUUACACGUCUUAGAUGUGCCGAUUUUUACAUCUUUUAUGAAAUUCUUCUGAAACUUUUUAGAAACUAGAACUCCAAAAUAAGCUCAUUAAAAUAUGGUCAAAAUCUAAUGAACUGGUUAUACCUCAUGUUGUUUUACAUAUGUACCACUGAGUAUUGUACCAAUGAACAAUUAAGAGGUAAGUUUAUAUCGAUAGAUAAUAAUAAUAGAUAGAUAAUAAUAGUCAUUCAUAAUACUAGUCUGUUGCACUAGAAUUGUAUUGAUAUUAAAUAAUCAUGACUAUA
Messenger RNA from Homalodisca vitripennis (glassy-winged sharpshooter), 1692 nucleotides. RefSeq lists its product as uncharacterized. Gene Ontology annotation, cellular component: extracellular region. The transcript has 3 exons. Gene Ontology annotation, molecular function: chitin binding. NCBI's taxonomy places the organism in Eukaryota, Metazoa, Arthropoda, Insecta, Hemiptera, Cicadellidae. The coding region runs from base 229 to 933 and encodes 234 amino acids. The record is from RefSeq and is a predicted model, not a curated record.